AUGAGAGCCGUCACUUCAUCUUCUUAUUCAUCGCCAACUUUAUCCAAUAUCAUGAUACCACAGUUUCAACAAUUACUGCCGCUAGAGACGUCCUUAUCAGGAAGUUGGUUGAAUAACCAUUGUACCGCACAAUUAUUAUCAACGAAUAAUAAACUAUUAUCACCACCGAUUUCCAUAACGCCAUCAUCGAUUUGUACUGAUUUAUCUGAAAGUGAAUAUCAACCUAUUGAUCUUUCGUCAGCACGUAAAUAUUCACUGCCAUCGCCACCAUUGUCAAAUAUAAAAAGUGAAUCAAUCGAUGUAAUUGAUUGUGCAUCACCGUAUUGCAAACAAGAUUCAACAAUGAUCAUUUCGAAACAUGAGAAAAGCUUUUUCGAACAAUCUCAAUCAUCCUGUGAAACAAUAAAACAGUGUUCAAAUUUUAGUAUUGAAUAUAUUUUAUCAACUUCAUAUCGACCACCAACAUAUGAAUUAUUAAGAUUGAGAAGUCAAAACGUUAAUAGUAUAUUUACAAAGAAAAAAACCAAACAUUAUUCUGAUAAUUAUCUUCAUCGAAUAAUCAAUUAUAGAAAACAACGUCAACAAGAAAAACAAUAUCAUGUAUUAAGAGAUUUCAAUCCACCUCGAGGAAUAUUUAUUGGUCAUAUAUUGGAUUUAUAUAAUGAUCUAAUUCAUCAACGAAAUCAGAUAAAAAUUAAACAAAUUUCUUUUACUAUUGAUGCUCUCGAACAAUUAGCUGAUAUUGCGUGUAAACUCGAUACUCGUCAUAAAAAAUCUAUAUUAAAUGAAAAAGUUUCAUCAUCAAAAACUUACGAAAUUCUAUUCAAACAAUGUCAUUUAUUAAUAAAACAAAAUUAUCAAAAAUAUCAACAUAAAAAAAUUCGAAAACGCCUGUAUUUUAAUCCUAAAGCAAAUUUUAAAGAUCGAUUUCUUCAUUUUUCAUUGUCAAUAUUAAAUAUUUUACAAAUGGAAAAAAAUCUCCUACUAUAUGGAUCGUAUCAUUCUGACUGUCAUAUUUUAAUGCCAAAUAUUCACAAGAAUUUCAUCGAACUGAAAAGAAUAAAACCGAAAGUAAAACAAUCGGUAUGUGUUCAUUUAAAAGUUGACCAAAUAGCUUCAAAUUUUGAAAUCCUUUUACCAAACCAUGGUCUGUUAUAUGAAGCUAUUAUACAAAAAAUCAAUAGUUAUGAUGAUUUACUGCUCGUACGAUUACAUGAUGAAAGACAAACGUAUUUAAUACCGACACAUGAUUUAUGCCAGUUGGCUUGUCCAAAAGUGAUACCAGAAAAUUUUGAUAUUUUAUCAAAAGGUUCGCGUGUUUGUGCAUAUUGGAGUACUAGUUUACGUGGUCUUCAUCCAGCUGUUGUUAAAACAAUACCAUUGGAAACAAAUAAAUCUUCAAUGGUGACUCUGUUAUUUGAUGAUGGUGAUACGGGAUUAAUUAAACUUGGUGAAAUACGUUUACUUCCUGAUGAUUAUGUUAUUAAAGGUAUUAAUUUGGAAGAAUGGCGUGUUUCUUCCUCUCAAAUACUCCCAAUUUUAUCGAUAAGUCAACGCAGUUCACGUCGUUCAUCGUCAACUACAUCUCUCACUACGAAUUCUUCGUCAAAAAGAAUAAAAAUAGAAAAACCGGCUUGUUCAUCUACAGUAGAAGUUCCUCAAUGGACAUUAAAUAUUCGGAAUUCAUCGAUAUGCCGUCAUGACACUAAACAAGUUCUUCGCGUUGGUGAUUGUGUUGUAUUACAUGGUGUCGAUAAAUCACUAUCGUACAUUGGUAAGGUGCUUAAAUUCUAUCGGAAUAAAUCAACGCAACAAGAUUUAGUCAGAUUAAAAUGGUAUUAUAGUCCGCAAGAAACUCCAAUAGGUCUUCAUAAAAAUGAUUUACCUGGCGGUCUCUAUGAGAGUACACAUAUUGAUGAAAAUCCGAUAGCAACUAUACGAUAUAAAGGUACUAUUUAUGGAUCGUACGACGAUUAUGUGAAGAACACUGAUUAUGGGAAAAAACGACAAGAAACAGAUUUUUAUCUCCUUGGUCAGUACAAUCCGAUAUCUGGUGAUCUAAAAAGAUACGAUGAUGAAUCAUUGCAGAAGAAGAAAACAAAUGUAUGA
Molecule: messenger RNA, 2109 nt
Organism: Rotaria socialis
Lineage: Eukaryota; Metazoa; Rotifera; Eurotatoria; Philodinida; Philodinidae
Source: the annotation of a GenBank genome assembly